AUGGGUGGUAGACUAGCCGCUGAAGCUUUUAGACAAGAAGAACUUAUUCAGGAUGAUGAAUAUUCGUUUGAAGAUGACAAAGUUGAAUUAGCCAACCCUGAACAAUUUGAACAUCAACAAAAUAAAGUGGAGACUGAACAAGAAGAGAUUGAAGAAGGUGACACACCAUGGUAUUUGAGAGAAGAUGAAUCAUCAAAAUUAGAUACACCAAUUUUCAAAACUGAGAUUCCAGAGAUACCAAAAGAUGCACCAUCUAAUAUUGAACCAAUUUUAAAAUUUGCAGCUGAAGAAUUAGGUCUUGAUGAAUUGAAACUUUUUGAUAUUAGAAACCGUCAAGAUAUACCAGCUAGUGCUCACAUUGAUUACAUGAUUUUAUCCACUGGUAAAUCUGAAAGACACAUUCAAAAUGCAGUUGAUGAGUUAUCAGCUUUUUUAAAGAAGGAAUUUAAAAUUACACCGUUCGUUGAAGGUUUAUUGAAAGCUAAUUCUAUACAGAGACAAAAGAAGAGAAUGAAGAGAAAAGCUAGAAAAGGUACAUAUAUUGAUUUAGAAUAUGGUGUGGGACCAAACAGUUGGGUUAUGGUGGAUACUAAAACAAAUGGUGUUUGUUUCCAUGUCUUGACACAACAAAGAAGAGAAGCUGUUAAUUUGGAAUAUUUAUGGUGUAAGCCUGAAGAGAGAGAACAAUACAAGAAGAUUGGUGUUACAAAACAAGUUGAUGAUAAUGUUGAUUCCAUUUUCCAUGGAUUACAAAGAAGAAAUUAUUCAACAAGUCGUUCUGAAGUUGUUGGUGAUGAAAUGGCUAUACAACAAUUUCAAAUUGGUGAUUUGAAUUCAUUUGAUGGGUUAAAAUUGACCAAUCCAACAAGUUUCCUUAAACAUGUUAUAGAUGAUUUGAAUUCAAAAUCAUUAGAAGAAGCACAACAGGAAUAUUCACAGUUUGAUAACGCUAAAGUUGAAUUUUUCAAUAAUGCAUUCCCAAUAAUACCAACAAGACAAGAUUUUGAACUCAGAUAUGAAUUUUUUUCCAUCUUGAAUAAGAUAUUACCAGAUUUUUAUCCAUUUGACAAAUUAACAACAAUUUUAAUGGAACAAUCAUCAGCAGGUGAAUUUAUUACUAAACCACAAUUUGAUCAAUAUUUCCAAGAUUUAAUACUUGUUCAACAACCUCCAAAGGGUGAAAUUAUCACUCAACAAGAAUUUAAUGAAUUGUUUAAAUGGAAAUUUUCCAAUCUAACGAAAAUUUUAAAAAUAAUGGAUUUACAAUCAAAUGUUGAAAUAAAUAAUGAUUUUUUGAAAAACUUAUUAUUAUUAUCAUCCCAAUGUUAUAAUGAAGCUCAUAUUAAUGAUGUACCAAUUUCAAGAAGUUUCAAGAUACUGUUAGAUCUUUAUCAUAAUAAUCAACCAGAUUAUACAUUAAUUUAUUUAAUAUUAUCAACAUUUGGUAAAGAUCAAAAAUAUUCAAAUUUUCAAGAGUAUUGGGAAAACAAUUUACCAAUUUAUAAUGUUCAAGAUAAUCAUAUUGAACUAGAUACAAGACCAUGGUUUAUAUUGAUACAAGUGUUAGAUGAAUUAGAUAAAGGGAAAUUAAACGAAUGGUUUAUAAAUUCUCAAUUACCAAGAUUGAUUGAGAAUAAAGUCAUCAUUGAUACAGAUAUGAAACAACAAAUUCAUAAAAUAAUGGAUUCAUUCGGUGUUCCUGAACUAAAGAAUACGAUAUAA
Molecule: messenger RNA, 1722 nt
Organism: Hansenula anomala
Lineage: Eukaryota; Fungi; Ascomycota; Saccharomycetes; Phaffomycetales; Wickerhamomycetaceae
Gene: ATP25
Product: Atp25p
Exons: 1
Coding region: 1-1722 (573 amino acids)
Biological process (GO): mitochondrial gene expression; mitochondrial proton-transporting ATP synthase complex assembly; mRNA stabilization
Cellular component (GO): mitochondrion
Source: RefSeq, a predicted model, not a curated record